This is a messenger RNA of Vicia faba (fava bean), 333 nucleotides long. NCBI's taxonomy places the organism in Eukaryota, Viridiplantae, Streptophyta, Magnoliopsida, Fabales, Fabaceae. The record is from the annotation of a GenBank genome assembly.
AUGACGAUGAUGCCUGAGUCAGAUGCUCUGAUACUUGGUCGUGCUUUGGAAGGAAAGGUGACUCGGUCACCAACUGGCUGGGACCUUGGUGUCAGAAAAAUAACACUGUCAUCUUCCUUACCAUCACCUUUGUCUUCUCUUCAACUUCCUUCAAGGCUCUCCAUUAUUGAGUGUCACCGGGAUGAGAUUCGAGAGCUACCUGCCAAGGCUGAAGUGACUGCCAAGUCAGAUAAGACUGGAAUUGAGAUGUUUAGAUAUGGAGAUCAUAUAAUGGGAAUUCAAGGUCACCCUGAGUAUUCUAAAGACAUUCUUAAUACCUGCGAUCUGAUUUAG